Molecule: messenger RNA, 2323 nt
Organism: Micropterus dolomieu (smallmouth bass)
Lineage: Eukaryota; Metazoa; Chordata; Actinopteri; Centrarchiformes; Centrarchidae
Gene: eps8l1b
Product: eps8 like 1b
Exons: 18
Coding region: 54-2036 (660 amino acids)
Biological process (GO): regulation of Rho protein signal transduction; Rho protein signal transduction; positive regulation of ruffle assembly
Cellular component (GO): vesicle; plasma membrane; ruffle membrane
Molecular function (GO): actin binding
Source: RefSeq, a predicted model, not a curated record
CCUGCUCUAACUUAAACAUUUCACACCAGAGGCGCUGAUACAGUGAACAAAGGAUGACAAACAUCUCCCGAUAUCUUGUCAGUCACCUGCUGACGUUCUCACUUCAGGACGGGGAUGUGCAGGGCGUGGAGGAGGCCAAGUCACGUCUCUCCUUCCUGGCUCAGAACAAAAAGCUGUGGAUUCAACAGAUGUAUCUGGACGUCGGAGCGGCAGCCAUUCAUCUCCGAGACAUACAGAGCCAGGACGAGCUGGAGAAAUACUCUUUCAAAUCCAUCCACCGCUGCGAUGCCAUUAACACUGAAAAGCACUUCCCAUCCCUUCUUCUAUUAGUCUGCCAAGGUGUAGAUCAGAAGAAACCGGACAUUCACUUCUUUAACUGCGAGACUGUGAAGGCAAAGCAAAUCUCUGACGACAUCUCACGCGCAGUUUUGGGGUCCUCCUCAAGCUGGAGUAAGAAGCUCCCUGAUGGCCUCAGGCCUCCUCAGAGUGAAGGAAAGAUGAUCGACCCGAGUGAAAUCCCAAGCCACCCCAUCACACAAGCUCCAAACCCCCCACCAUCCAACCCUCCGCCUUACCCCGGACUCAGAGUGAACGGCGGGCCUGACAUCUCCUUCCUGCGAGCAGAGAGAGAAGUGGGGAUCCUCAAUCACUGUUUCGAAGACAUCGAGAACUUCAUGGCCAAGCUGCAGAAGACUGCAGAGGCUGCAACAGCGCUGAGCCAGAAGAAGAAGAAAAAGAAGAGUAAAAGUAAAAAGCAAACUACUGAAGAAGAUUCACUCGCUGCAAAUGCCCGACCUCCACCAGAGGAGGAGUUCAUCGAUAUCUUCCAGAAAUUCAAAUAUUGCUUUAGCCUGCUGGCCCGUCUGAAAUCAACCAUCUCCAAUCCUUCCUCAGAGGAGCUUGUUCACCAUGUAUUCAAACCUUUGAAUAUGAUGGUGAAAACAACAGGGGGACCAGAUCUCGGAGCCACGGUGUCCAGCCCCGCCCUAACCAACUCUGCUGUUUCCCUGCUACAAGACAACCUGAACGAGGAGGAGAGGCAGCUGUGGACAUCUCUGGGUCCCAACUGGACGCUCCCACGGUCUCAGCUCAGAGGGCCUGUAGCUCCGUACACCCCAGUGUUCUUGAGUGGUUGGAAGCCGGAAGCCCUGAAGGCAAACGGGCAGGUUUGGGAGGAUCCGGUUGAGUCACAGCACAAACUCGAGGACCUCCGGGUAAAACAAGAGCAGUCUCCUCAGCUAGUCGGACCUCCAGAAAGGGACGUCAGAGAUGAAAGACUUCAGCCAGAGCCCGAGAGACUGUACAGCUGCACCUAUGAAUUCAUAGCCAGGAACAGCAGUGAGCUUUCAGUGCAGCAGGGAGAGACACUCGAGGUGAUCGAAUCAUCCAAGCGCUGGUGGAAGUGUCGCAAUCGCUUCAACCAGAUCGGGUUUGUUCCCUUCAACAUCCUGGAACCUGUGGCUCACGCAGACAGUCCCGUCACAAACAAACCCCCGAGUGCUCCGGCUCCGCCUACCCUCAUCAAGACCAUCUCUGCGGUCCCACCCAGCCCUCCUGCUCCACCCCGCGCCCCCUCCCACUCCCCCAAGCGUCCCCACAGCUUACCAGCAUACAGCCAACACGUACCAGUUGCAGAGGACACAGAUAAUAAAGUCAUGCUGAUGAAUGACGAGCUGCUCCAGAGACUGACCAAUGGAAAGAAUCUGAACAAACCCCUGGUCAUCCCUCGCUCCUCAGAGACCUCCAUUCCUCUGGACUACCACUCUCCUCCAGAGGAGGUAGCGGAGUGGCUCCGAGGGAAGGGCUUCAGUGAACGAACGGUGUCAUGUUUGGGAGUGCUGACAGGGGCCCAGCUCUUCUCCCUCAACAAGGAGGAGCUACGAUCUGUGAUUCCAGAUGAGGGUGCCAGAGUGUACAGCCAGCUCACUGUGCAGAAAGCACUACUGGAGGAUGCCCGUAGGGCCACAGAGUUGGAGGCAGUCAUGGAGAAGCAGAAAAUGAAGGUUGAUCUGAAACUGGACAGCACCACAUUGUGAGCAGCAGGCGUCUACGUCAUGAAGUUUCAGAUGAAGGAUUGUGAUAUUCUGGUGCUAUUGUCACUAAAGAUCCAACUCCUGAUUUAUUGAUUGUACUCACCAGGGAACAACUGUGGAAUAGUGACUCGAUCAUACAGCAUUGUCUGAAGACCACAACGGUCAUUAUGACAUAAUUAGUUCAUGUUAAACCUGAAGUAUUUAGAAGUGAAUAAGAAAUUUAAGCUUUUUAUCAGGCAGUGCUGUUCAAAUUAUAUAUUUUAUCAUUAAAGUACACCAUUUGUAAUUUA